CCUCUGCCGGGCCGGAAGCACCGCCGAGAGGCGGAGGGCAGCCGUGGAGCCACCGCCCCCUCGCCGCUUCGCCGCUGUUUGGGGAGCCCGGACCGAGCCGGCGCCGGGUUGCCCUGAUGGUCCCCGGCCGGCGGCGGCGGCAGAGGCGGCGGGAGGAUGACCUCUCCCCGGGAGCGGGGUGCAGACCUGGCCCGUUUCUACACUGUCACCGAGCCCCAGCGACAUCCAAGGGGCUACACGGUGUAUAAGGUCACCGCCCGGGUUGUUUCACGAAGAAAUCCAGAGGAUGUCCAGGAGAUAAUCGUAUGGAAGAGAUACAGUGACUUUAAGAAACUACACAAAGAACUAUGGCAAAUUCACAAAAACUUAUUCCGACAUUCAGAAUUGUUUCCUCCAUUUGCUAAAGGAAUAGUGUUUGGACGAUUUGAUGAAACCGUUAUUGAAGAGAGAAGACAGUGUGCUGAAGAUUUGCUACAGUUCUCCGCUAAUAUCCCUGCUCUUUAUAACAGUAAACAGCUUGAAGAUUUUUUCAAGGGUGGAAUAGUUAAUGAUGGUUCUGAAUUGAUUGGACCUGCCGAAGCUUAUUCGGAUUCCCUCAUUGAUAGCUUUCCUGAGUGUAGUACUGAAGGUUUCUCCAGUGACAGUGAUUUGAUAUCUCUUACUGUGGACGUGGAUUCUCUUGCUGAGUUAGAUGAUGGAAUGGCUUCCAAUCAAAACUCUCCCAUUAGAACUUUUGGUCUCAAUCUUUCUUCGGAUCCUUCAUCAUUAGGGGCCGUUGCUUCUGACAGCGAACAGAACAAAACAGAAGAAGAAAGGGAAAGUCGUAGCCUCUUUCCUGGCAGUUUAAAGUCCAAGCUUGGCAAGAGAGAUUAUUUGGAGAAAGCUGGAGAAUUAAUAAAGCUGGCUUUAAAAAAGGAAGAAGAAGAUGACUAUGAAGCUGCCUCUGAUUUUUAUAGGAAAGGAGUCGAUUUACUCCUAGAAGGUGUUCAAGGAGAGUCAAGCCCUACCCGUCGAGAAGCUGUGAAGAGAAGAACAGCAGAAUAUCUCAUGCGAGCAGAGAGUCUCUCUAGCCUUUAUGGAAAACCUCAACUUGAUGAUGUAUCUCAGCCUCCAGGAUCACUAAGUUCAAGGCCCCCUUGGAACCUAAGGAGCCCCGCCGAGGAGCUGAAGGCCUUCAGAGUCCUUGGGGUGAUUGACAAGGUUUUACUUGUAAUGGACACAAGGACGGAACAGACAUUCAUUUUAAAAGGUCUAAGGAAAAGCAGUGAAUACAGCAGGAACAGAAAGACCAUCAUCCCCCGCUGUGUGCCCAACAUGGUGUGUCUGCACAAGUACAUCAUUUCUGAGGAGUCGGUAUUUCUUGUGCUGCAGCAUGCGGAAGGUGGCAAACUCUGGUCAUAUAUCAGUAAGUUUCUAAACAGAAGUCCUGAAGAAAGCUUUGACAUCGGGGAAGUGAAAAAAUCUGCACUUAAUAAAGUUCACCUGCAACAGCCAACUUCUAGUCCUCAGGACAGCAGCAGCUUUGAAUCCAGAGGAAGCGAUGGUGGAACGAUGCUUAAAGGUCUGCCUCUGAAGACUAGUCUUACUCCAAGCUCUCAAGAUGAUAGCAACCAAGAUGAAGAAGGCCAGGAUAGCUCUCCAAAAUGGCCAGAUUCUGGCUCAAGUUCAGAAGAAGAGUGUACCACGAGUUAUUUGACUCUAUGCAAUGAAUAUGGGCAAGAAAAGAUCGAGCCAGGGUCACUGACUGAGGAGCCUUUCAUGAAGAUCGGAGGGAGUGCUGUUGAUACCAGAAUUACCGAAAGCUUCCCAGCACACCUCGCUGCUGACAGUGGCAGCUCCAGCACCCAGCACGUAGCUCACGAGCUGAAGUUCUUUGCUGGAGAUGAUGACCUAGAAGCAGAUAGUUCUCCAAGAACGUCAGAUUCCCUUAGUAGAUCUAAAAACAGCCCCAUGGAAUUCUUUAGAAUAGAUAGUAAGGAUAGCACUAGUGAACUCCUAGGCCUUGAUUUUGGAGAAAAAUUGUAUAGUCUAAAGUCAGAGCCUUUGAAACCAUUUUUCACUCUUCCAGAUGGAGACGGCACUUCCAGGAGUUUCAGUACUAGCGAAAGCAAGGUAGAGUUUAUAGCUCAGGACACCAUUAGCAGGGGCUCAGAUGACUCUGUCCCAGUUAUUUCUUUUAAAGAUGCUGCUUUUGAUGAUGUCAUCGGCACUGAGGAAGGAAGACCUGAUCUCCUUGUAAAUCUACCUGGUGAACUGGAGCCCAUCAAGGACGGUGCAGCAAUGGGACCCACUCCAUUUACACAGACUAAUAUAGGCAUAAUUGAAAGUAAAUUGUUGGAAGCCCCCGAUGUUUUAUGUCUCAGGCUGAGCACUGAACAACGCCAAGCAAGUGAAGAAAAAGGCACAGAGGAAUUGAGUGAUCCCUCCAGGCCUAAACCCCACAGCAUAGCCGAGAAACACAGUGUACAGGGGGAUCUCGGGAUGUUAUGUGUAGCAGCCAUUGGUCAUGGUAGUUCAGAAGACGUGUCUUUGUUACACAGGUCGGAUCCUAAGUUACAAGGCCUUGGAACGGUUGAGUCGACAGUAACUGCAAACAACAUGGAAGAAAACAUAUUCCAUGUUUCUAACCCACUCUCAGGUGCUCAUGAAUAUAAUGUAAACACAGACACUUUAAAAACUGAAGAAGUAUUGCUGUUUACAGAUCAAACUGAGGAUUUGGCUAAAGAGGAACUGACUUUAUUUCAGAGAGACUCAGAGACUAAGGGAGAGAGUGGAUUAGCACUAGAAGGAGACAAGGAAAUACAUCAGAUUUUUGAGGACCUUGAUAAAAAAUUAGCACUAAACUCCAGGUUUUACAUCCCUGAGGGCUGCAUUCAGAGAUGGGCAGCUGAAAUGGUGGUAGCCCUUGAUGCUUUACAUAGAGAGGGAAUUGUGUGCCGCGAUUUGAACCCAAACAACAUCUUAUUGAAUGAUAGAGGACACAUUCAGCUAACGUAUUUUAGCAGGUGGAGCGAGGUUGAAGAUUCCUGUGACAGCGAUGCCAUGGAGAGAAUGUACUGUGCCCCAGAGGUUGGAGCAAUCACAGAAGAAACGGAAGCCUGUGAUUGGUGGAGUUUGGGUGCUGUUCUCUUUGAACUUCUUACUGGCAAGACUCUGGUUGAGUGCCAUCCAGCAGGAAUAAAUACUCACACUACUUUGAACAUGCCGGAAUGUAUCUCUGAAGAAGCUCGCUCGCUCAUACAACAGCUCUUGCAGUUCAACCCUGUGGAGCGUCUUGGUGCUGGAGUUGCUGGUGUUGAAGAUAUCAAAUCUCAUCCGUUUUUUACCCCUGUGGAUUGGGCAGAACUGAUGAGAUGAACAGAAUGCGGGGUUAUCUGUGCACAUUCUGAUCUUCUCUGUGACAGGCAUCUCCAGCACAGAGGCAGCUCUGCCUCACAGUCAUUUACGGAGCACCAAGACAUUGGGAUAAAGACCUCUAGAGGAAACGGGGGAAGAAAAAGGCUGAAAGAGAACAGUUCCUUUACUGUGACUCUCUGGACAAGAUAUUGGCUGCAUUUGCAGGGGGCUUUUAUGUGCAAACCUUUAACAAAGGUUUGAGCUCUAUUUUAUCUGCAGUUAAUGUUGCAGAUUGAUUGUAAACCCAACUGAAAGAAGAAUACCCUUCAAGAACUUCCUCUGAAAGCUCCAAGUGUACAUUUAAGUGUUACUUGAAAGGAGGACCUUUACAUGGCAGCUAAUAGUGCUUUCUGCUAAGCAAGUUUGGUUUGUAUGAUCGUAAUUCAUAUUUGCUGAAUAAUACACUAAAAGUGCUUCAUGAAUAGUGUCAUCCAUGGAGCUUAAAAAGUGAGGAAACAAGAAUUUAUACAUCAUGUCUGAUAGAAAACACGCACCAUGAUGCUAUAUAAUUAACAUGUGCUAAAUGUGGUCCCAUACUAUUUCUACUUUCCGAAGUCUACAUGAGAAGAAAACUCAUGCUGUCGACUUUAUACGUGGUUGGUUGGUACUGCUUACGGAAGGGUUCAUAUAAACACUCACUGUCUUCUCAACUUUAUCUUUCUGCUCCCUACACUCUUUGCCUAUUCUCUCAUAAUCUCUUCCCUUUUCCUCUACUAGUAUAUAUGCAACAAAAAGGGAAGGGAGUAUUUAUUUCUCCAAAUUGUAUCCACUUAAUAAGGACAAAAAAAUCAUGGUUAUAAAAUAAACGUGGUAAAAAUUGAAAUCUCUCCUUUAUUUAAUUGCUUAAAUUUUUUGUUUUGCUUUGUUUUAGAAGGGCUCACAUUUUGGAAUGUUAGCAAUUUCUGCGGCUGCUUAUGCUUGACUUCUUUUUAGGUUUUUGGUUUGGUACACUAAGAACCAAAGUAUCUAAAUGGAAUUGAAUGGCAAUCCUAUUUUAUUACUUAGUGAUGAGAUUUCCAGAUUUGACCUCCUAAUCUACCUGACAUGUGGAAAGACUAGGAGUAUUUAUACAUCUACAAACAUUUGUAUUUGUUAUUUCUUUAUGUUGCUAAGAUGGCUCCUGCAUUUAUCUGUGCCUUGUUUAUAAUAAUUUACAAAUGUUUAAAAGGCAUUAAUGUCCCGUUUUUAAACUUUAUCCAAAGAUGAAAGAACAAAUUACUUUUUUUCGGAGUGAGGGGCCAUCAGAAAUGAAAAUUUUCCAUAUUUUUAAUCCUCUGAGGUUUUGAGAGCGAGAAUCGAUUCCUGCUCGAAGAGCAUCUAUAUAGCUUCCAUUUGCCAUCAGCUAGGUCGUCCCAUCAAAAUAAAUGGAAGCAGAAAAUGCUUUAGUGAAACAAAGGAAAUGUGCAAGCAUUUUUUCUUUUUCUAUUUUCCUACUUCCCCUUUUUCCUUCUGGUUCCCUAUACCGUGAACCUCAGACGAAGGACUGCAACAACACCAGGAUGGGGAGCGGGUCACCAGGAUCAAAGCGCAGUCAAGAUGACAUCACUCCCUGGAACUGAAUUUCGACUCACCAACCCCCUGGCCUCAUAACAGGAACUCAUGCAGGUGAGACUAAAGAAGGACUUCCUGUGUAGGACUGGUAGGAAAUCUGCAAGUACUUAGAGCUGGCCACUGCAAAGCUUCCUUCCAGAAGUGCCCUGUGACAGGAAAGUAGGACCUCACAACUAAGGGGAAGCUCCCAGCCCUGCUACAUGACUUUGGUUCUUUGGAUUCAGGACGGUAAUGUCAACAGAUGGUUGCUGUGUCAGUGUGUUGACACAGCUCCAUUGCUUCAGCUCCCUCUUUCUCUCUGUAGAUUUGAUUGGAACUUGUGCUUGAUGCAGGUAUAUCAUUCUUAAUCAUGGUGGACAUGAAUUAUUAUAGUAAUAAACACAUAGGAUAUGG
Molecule: messenger RNA, 5340 nt
Organism: Hyaena hyaena (striped hyena)
Lineage: Eukaryota; Metazoa; Chordata; Mammalia; Carnivora; Hyaenidae
Gene: RPS6KC1
Product: ribosomal protein S6 kinase C1
Exons: 15
Coding region: 157-3357 (1066 amino acids)
Biological process (GO): protein phosphorylation
Cellular component (GO): early endosome
Molecular function (GO): protein kinase activity; phosphatidylinositol binding; ATP binding
Source: RefSeq, a predicted model, not a curated record